Acanthamoeba castellanii str. Neff is the source of this 786-nucleotide messenger RNA. RefSeq lists its product as uncharacterized. Gene Ontology annotation, molecular function: polysaccharide binding; hydrolase activity, hydrolyzing O-glycosyl compounds. The record is from RefSeq and is a predicted model, not a curated record. Lineage: Eukaryota; Discosea; Longamoebia; Acanthamoebidae. Bases 1 to 786 code for a protein of 261 amino acids. The transcript has 2 exons.
AUGCUGCGCCAACUCUUCGUGCUUUCAGCCUGCCUCGCCGCUCUCUUCUUCUGUGUAGCCACAGCUCAGCCGUGCCAGCUGUCGGUGUCGCAGAUCACUCGAUCGGGCGGGUCGUGGACGCAGGGCGACUUCUUCUUCCAGAUCUACGACCUUCCCAUCGUCAACACCGGCUCCAGCCCGGUCACCUCGGCCGUCAUUGCCAUCGACACGGCCCCCAAUCAGGAACAGGUCAUCACCCAGUUCUGGAACCUCGCACGACAGAGCGCCACCUCAAACCUCUUCAACGUGGCUAACCCCGGCGGCAACAUCGAGGUGGGCGCCACUCUGGGCGCCGGCUACAUCGUGCCGCCCACGACCCGCCUCGUCUCGGUCAACUGCGUGGGAGGGCCUUCGCCCACAAUCGUGGCCACUCCGCAGCCCUCGGCCUCGCCCGCGGCCGGGUGCAACGCCGCGGUGAGCAUCGUGGCCCGCUCGGCGGCGGCCGGCGGCAGCUGGACCACGGGACCCAACCAGUUCUUCCAGAUCUUCGACAUCACCAUCACCAACACCGGCCAGCGCCCGCUCAACGGCGGCGUGCUCACCUUCGGCCUCCCCGUGGCCGGCUCCACCAUCACCCAGUGGUGGGAACUCAACCGACAGGGCAACACCAACGUCUUCAACGUGGCCUUCAACUUCGGCCCACUGCUGGUGGGCGCCAGUCAGGGCGCCGGCAUCGUGGUGCAGACCUCGUCGCCCUCGCAGGCCCUCCCGUCGGCCGUGCUCUCCAACCUCGCCUGCGCCGCCUGA